This is a messenger RNA of Ambispora gerdemannii, 489 nucleotides long. NCBI's taxonomy places the organism in Eukaryota, Fungi, Glomeromycota, Glomeromycetes, Archaeosporales, Ambisporaceae. The record is from the annotation of a GenBank genome assembly.
AUGACAGUUCUUGUAAAAAAUACGCAACGUUUCUUGCCGAUACCCAAGACCCUCAAACGUGAUUUAGAGAAACUCUUAACAUUAGCAAGAUUUCCAGACUGGGAUUUAGGCGUACAUUUGGCAGGAAACCGAUAUAUAAGGCAUCUGAACAAUCGAUAUCGAAAUAAAGCAAAACCUACUGAUAUACUUUCUUUUCCUUUUACUACAGUAUUUUCCGUUUUCUUCUUUAAUGCACUUUCCCCAGGUAUUUUACCACACCCCGAAACACCAGAUUUCCGAAAUCUCGGUGACUUGGUAAUAUCCGUAGAGUACGUGAAACAUUGGUGCAAAAAACAUGAUCAAAAAUUCCAGAAACGUCUGCCGGUUUUGUGUGUGCAUGGAAUAUGUCAUUUGCUGGGGUACGAUCAUGAAACGGAUGUUGAAUGGGAAGAGAUGAAGUUACGAGAAGAAGAGAUACUAGAUCGAUUUUGGGCAUGGAAAUAUAAUUAA